UUAAGGCGCGCUCGUCUUACUUUCAGUUUCAUAUUUCUGAAACAAGUUGCCAGCUGGUUGGUGACGCAAAGCGGAGGGGCGUGGCUUACAUUCUGACACAUGCUGCCAACUGCUGGCAGAGCGGCUGUGCGUUUCUGCUCGUCUCAUUCGCGUCUUUUCGAUCUGGCGGAAAAGCAAAACACGGUUCACUCCGCUCAUCUGCGACUCUUCCUACAAUGGAUGCAAGCGUUCUGAGUUUCUCUCUGACGUUUCUGACCGUGCUCGGCUUGGGCCGGUGUCUUCAAAGGAUAUAUUAUAUCGGGAUUCAGGAAGUGGACUGGAAUUACGCACCAAGCGGAAAGAAUCUAAUCAAUGGCCUGCAAAUCGACCAAGACGAGCAUGCCUCUAUAUUUCUGGACAGUGGUCCAGCACGGAUUGGAGGGGUGUAUAAAAAAGCUGUGUAUAAGCAGUACACAAAUGAGACUUUCUCUAGUGAGAUCCUCAAACCAGAGUGGCUGGGCUUCCUUGGACCUGUGAUCCGUGCAGAAGUGGGUGAUGACAUCGUAGUACACAUGAAAAACUUUGCAUCUCGACCAUAUUCAGUCCAUCCUCAUGGAGUCUUCUACAAGAAGGAUUCUGAAGGUGCAUUAUAUCCGGAUGGUACAUCUGGUCGAAAUAAAAAAGAUGAUUCUGUGGGUCCUGGUGAAAGCUAUACGUACACUUGGAGCGUGACAGAAGAGUUUGCCCCUACCAAAUCUGACCCCUCCUGCCUCACCUGGAUCUACCACUCCCAUGUCGAUGCACCUAAAGACAUUGCAUCAGGACUUAUUGGAGUUCUGCUCACCUGCAAUAAGGGAGUCCUAGACAACUCGGGAACUCGACGCUUUGAUGUGGAUCAGGAGUUCUUCCUGAUGUUCAGCGUGGUAGAUGAAAACCUGAGCUGGUACCUUAAAAACAACAUUGAGAGGUUCAUACCUGAUGCUGUUAAUCUUAAAGACAAUGAAGAAUUUCAUGAGAGCAACCUCAUGCACGCAAUCAACGGUUAUGUUUUUGGUAACUUGCCACCGUUAAACGUGUGUGUCGGACGCACUGUGUCUUGGCAUCUCUUCGGCAUUGGAAAUGAAGUGGAUAUUCAUUCUGCCUACUUCCAUGGCCACACUCUGCUUGACCGGGGUCACCGUACUGAUGUGCUCAGCCUAUUUCCUGCCACUUUUGUCACGGCAAAAAUGGUUCCCAUGACAACAGGAAAAUGGAUGUUAAGUUGCCAGGUUAAUGACCACAUGCAAGCAGGUAUGCAGGGCUUCUAUGAAGUGUCUUUAUGUGGGAAGGAUGAUGCGGCACCCACAGUGACUCCUGGCCAUGAGAGACAUUUCUAUAUUGCUGCUGAAGAGCAGAUUUGGAAUUAUGCCCCCUCUGGGAUCAAUCAAUUCACAAAUGAAAGGUUGGAUGAGAAAGAAAGUGAUGCUGCAGAAUUCUUCAGUAAAGAGGAAGGCAGGCUGGGCGGGAGCUACUGGAAAGUCAGGUACAUUGGAUACCACGAUGACACGUUUACCACCAAGACUGAGCAACAUGGCUCAGAACAUCAUCUUGGCUUUCUGGGUCCAGUCAUUAGAGGAGAAUCUGGAGAUGUUAUUGUGGUAACCUUUCGGAAUAUGGCAUCAAAAAACUACAGCAUUCAACCUCAUGGUCUGUCAUAUGAUAAACCUUACGAAGGGGCCACAUAUCAGGAUGGUACUCAGAAAGCAGGGGCCAGUGUGGCCCCAGGUGAGACAUUUACAUAUCGAUGGCAGGUGAGAGAAGGCCCCUCGGACAGUGACCCACCCUGCCUGUCAUAUUUGUAUUACUCAGCUAGUGAUCCUGUCCGCGACACCAACUCUGGUUUGGUGGGACCGUUACAGGUGUGCAAGAAAGGAGUUCUGGAUGAGAGUGGUCGACAGCAUAUAGGGUCGGAGGUGCAGAAAGAGUUUUUCGUACUCUUCACUGUGAUCGACGAGAAUGAAAGCUGGUACCUGCAGAAGAAUAUUGAUGAGUUUGGUAGUGAUCAGUCAGACGAGGAAAACCAAAUAUUUCAGGAGAGCAACAAAAUGCACUGUGUAAACGGUUUCAUGUACGGGAAUCUUCCUGGCCUUGAUUUGUGUGAGGGGGACCAUGUUGUGUGGCACAUGCUGGGCUUGGGCACAGAGGUGGAUCUCCACGGCGUUUACUUCCAGGGAAACACUUUUCAGCGGGACAGAACUACGCAAGACACACUCAGCCUGUUUCCUCACACCAGUGUCACCGUCUCCAUGAUACCAGACAACAACGGUGUUUUUGGGCUGAGCUGUCGUACAACUGAUCACUACCGGGGUGGCAUGCUCCAGCUGUACACCGUCAAAAGCUGCACACCGAGCCAGAAACCUCAAUCGGAAGGUACGACCUUCCAACCUGAUGUAUAUUUCUACUUAGCUGCUGAAGAAGUGGUUUGGAACUAUGCCCCAAACCGGACAUGGGAGUUGGAGAAACAUCACACGACUCUACAUGACAGCCCUGGAAAUGUUUUCCUCAGUAAAUCUGCGAACCAGAUUGGCCCUGAAUACAGAAAGGUGGUGUACCGUCAGUACACAGAUGACACCUUUGCAACCAAGAAGCCCAGAGGUCCUGAUGAAGAGCAUCUAGGCAUUCUGGGUCCCAUUCUCAGGAUGGAGGUUGGUGAGAGGGUCCAGGUUGUGUUUAAGAACAAAGCGAGUAGGCCAUAUUCAGUUCAUGGUCAUGGUGUGAAGACCAUUGAGAAACACCUGGAACCUGUUCCUCCAGGUAAUGUUAUAAGGUAUAACUGGACUAUCAGUUCAGGUCCUGGACGCACUGAGCCCAACUGCAUAACCUUUGCUUAUUACUCGUCAGCUGACUACGUCAAGGAUUUGGCGAGUGGUCUGGUUGGACCAUUGGUAGUGUGUCGUAAAGGGACUCUGGACAAAGACAGAAGCCGAAGCGAUGUGGAUAAAGAAUUCGCUCUGCUCUUCAUGGUGUUUGAUGAGAACGAAUCCUGGUAUCUGGAGGACAAUAUAAAAACAUACCUGCACAAGGACCCAGAAACUUUUCAUAUACACGACGAGAAAUUUAUGGAGAGUAACAUGAUGCACGGUAUUAAUGGAAAGCUGUAUGCUAACCUGCAUGGAUUGAAGAUGCAGCAAGGAGAUCAGACUGAGUGGUAUUUAAUGGGGCUGGGAAACGAGAUUGACAUGCACACAGUACACUUUCACGCUCAGAGCUUCAUAUACAAGACCGAUCACCCCCACAGAGCUGACGUGUAUGACUUGUUCCCAGGAACAUUUAAGACUGUGGAACUGGUAGCUGGAACUCCUGGAACGUGGCUCCUUCACUGCCAUGUGACAGACCACAUCCAUGCAGGCAUGGAGACGACCUUCACCAUCGACGCGGCAGAUUCAAAAGUAGAGAACCCUAAGGGAAAUGGCUGCACAUGUUUGCAGAGUUUUCCACGAAUGCUACUAUUCAUCACAGUUGCUUUCUGGCUCCAGUGACUCAGAAGAGAUGUUUAAAAUCGAUGUCAUUCCAAACUGUGGUUUCGACAAAGACGUGGGAGGCAGAAAAGUACACAACACAUGAAUGCACUAGACAUGAAGUCAUUUUUCUACAUUUAUGGAUACUUGGAAAGUUGACAAGGACAAGAGACUCAGGAAGAAUGCUUUAAGUAGUGUUUUUUUCCUAAGCAGGUUUACAGGUGUAGGUUUUGUUUUUUUGUUUUUUUUUUGUUAAUGAAUGAGAACAAAUAUGAACAGUGGCAUAGCCAGGAAUUCUGAGCUUUAUAGUUAAAUGAACUGUGGCGUGCUCGUGCAUUUUUGAAACAUAUCUACAAUGUUUUCAUGAACACUGAAAUGAUUAAGCAAGAACAAAUGACCGGACUGCUGUGGAUCUUGGAUUUAGACUUUAUUUCACAUAUCACAAGCUUGGGGCUGCACUGAAGUUGUUUGAUUAUGUUCCAGACUCAAAAAGUGUUAAAUUAUGUUUGCUGACAAAUUACCCCAUCUUGUGUUCUCAUAUCUUCAGUAUUUUAAGUGCAAGCAUAUUAUAUCUGUAUGUUCCAACAUUUACGUCCAGGUGUACAUUUCUACAAAACGUAAACUGAUUACUUAAAAUAUCACUCAUGCAAGUCAACA
Molecule: messenger RNA, 4133 nt
Organism: Ictalurus punctatus (channel catfish)
Lineage: Eukaryota; Metazoa; Chordata; Actinopteri; Siluriformes; Ictaluridae
Gene: hephl1a
Product: hephaestin-like 1a
Exons: 20
Coding region: 216-3497 (1093 amino acids)
Biological process (GO): iron ion transport
Cellular component (GO): plasma membrane
Molecular function (GO): ferroxidase activity; copper ion binding
Source: RefSeq, a predicted model, not a curated record